GCGCGGCGCGGGGCGGGGCGGGCGCUCCAAGGGCACGCGGCCAUGGCGGCCGUGGCGGCGGCGCGGGGCGGGCUCGGCCUGCGCGGGGCUCUGCUGGCGCAGCAGCAGCGCUGGAGCUCGAGCUCGGGCGCCGACCAGCUCGGCGAGCUGGGUAAAGGCGCCGGGAAGGGCGGCGGUGGCGGCGGCUCCAUCCGCGAGGCCGGCGGCGCGUUCGGGAAGAAGCAGGCGGCUGAGGAGGAGCGGUACUUCAGGGAGAAGGAACGAGAGCAGCUCUCUGCCUUACGGAAACACCACGAGGAAGAGAUCCAUCACCACCAGAAAGAGAUUGAGCGGCUGCAAAAAGAAAUUGAGCGCCAUAAGCAUAAGAUCAAGCAGCUUAAAGAUGACUAAGCUGGUGCUGUUGUUGAAUGUGCAUGGCCAAUACUGAAUGUGGUGUAAAAACAGCGUUGGAGACUGUAUAUUUUGAUCCGCAUAAUCUAAACCCAUCCAAUUAUACUGUGGUCUGCAACAUUGUCAAAUAAACUACUCAGUCUCA
This is a messenger RNA of Pseudopipra pipra, 535 nucleotides long. RefSeq names its product ATP synthase inhibitory factor subunit 1 (gene ATP5IF1). The transcript is spliced from 3 exons. The coding region runs from base 43 to 390 and encodes 115 amino acids. Gene Ontology annotation, biological process: negative regulation of ATP-dependent activity. Gene Ontology annotation, molecular function: ATPase inhibitor activity. Gene Ontology annotation, cellular component: mitochondrion. Lineage: Eukaryota; Metazoa; Chordata; Aves; Passeriformes; Pipridae. The record is from RefSeq and is a predicted model, not a curated record.